CUCUCUCUCUCUUUCUCUCACUCUUCCUCCCUCCUUCUUUCGCUCACUCUUCCUCCCUCCUUCUUUCUCCACACAGCGCACACCUCCAACUGCCACCGUUCGUUCCCCCCCGUCUGCUCCAUCUCCCCCCGCUCCCUUUCCUUCUUCUUCCCUCUUUCAAUCCCUCAAAUGCAACGAACACACUCCAGUGGGAUCCCGUUUCUUCGGAGACAGUCGACAGCACCCCCUCCAGUGCCCUAUGCCAACCCGGCUGCAACACAGUUCCUGCGGCUCGGAGUGGGUAUCGACCACGUCGAUGUCGACCACAGUGACGAGGAAGAUGUCAUCUACCAGGGCAUCGAAAACGGCAUGGACGGCCACCACACAGACGACCAACUCGAAACAGAGACCGACACAGAAAACGAAGACGACGACAUUGAAGUCGAGGAGGAGGACUUCAACACGUUUCUUCAGCAGCAGCUCCACCAGCUCGACAAGGAGGGGGACGACAUUUAUGACGACAGUAUUCGCAGCAACGGCGAUAACAAUCUCAGCGGCGAUAUCAACAAUAACAGCAGCAACAGCAGCUCUCAACAAAUGCAACCUAUGGUCGCACAGGGACAUGACAUGCCCUCAUCAUCGGCAACUUUGGCAGCAGCAGUACCAGCAUCUGUUCCUGCAGGAACUGCCGCCACUACCGCGGUAGCUCCAUCCUCAGACACAGACACAGACACAGGCAUAAGUGCAGGCACAGUUGCAUCAUUGUCUACUCAAGGAUCAACAAUACCAGGAGCACCAACAAAUACAUCAUCGUCCGCAAUAGUGUCCCCCUCCGCCCGUCGAAUCCCCGCCAGCAUCAACACACAGUUCACCCCGCGCGAGACCCUUUCGGCCGAUCUAAAAAAACCGCUCUCCCCCAAACCACAACGACAAGGACCCACCUCGCCCAUCUCGCCUCUCGCCCAGGAUCUGCCCGAUUACCACGAAAAAUUCACGAAGCAAACAAAGCUCCACGGCGCCAGUCCCCUCAGCAACGCUAACAAUACUGUCACCGCCUCCUCCGUCGCUCCCACCGCGACCAAACCAUCUACAUCCCGUCGAAACACCGCCGCUGUCUCCACCGAGACCAAGCCGUCUGCGCCCCGUCGAACCACCACCACCGCUUCCAGCCGACAGCCCACGGAGACGGACCUUACCCCGGGCACAGAGAACUCUUCUUCAGUCCCUACAAUCAAACGGUAUGCUGAAAAGGACGGCUUGGUCACGGUCCAUGACUGGAAGGUCCACUACAAGAUCUGUUACCCGACCAUCGACCCCUCCUACAGAGUCAACGGCAACGGCCGCAACAUCAUCCUCUUCCAUGGCGCGCUCUCGACCCUCGACACCUGGCGCAAGGUCCAACAGACCCUCGCGGACCGUACGGGAUGCAGGGUCCUGGCCUACGACCGGAUCGGCCACGGCCUCUCGGACAAACCCACGACCUGGCCCAAGGACGCAAACCCCUACAAGAACGGGGGCGUACUCUCGAUCUGCCAUGCGUUGCUCGAGACCUUGGGCAUGAACCAGAACCUAGUCCUGAUCGGGAACGGGACCGGUGGAACGAUCGCCUCCGCCCUCGCGCUGUCGAAACCGAAUCUCGUCCGAGGUCUGAUCCUUGUCGCGCCUGCAAUUCUGGACGAGGCGCCUCCGUUGUACCUCCGAGCCUGUGUAUCCUACCCGCCUCCGUUGACCUGGAUCUAUCGAGGACUCUAUGGGAAUCAUGGACCGCUACAACAGUUCUACCAUAAACCCAAGCCCAUGAUGGCAGAUCCACAGACGAUCGAGAUGUAUACCAAGCCCGCGAAGGAAGAAGGCUUCUGGAGAGGCCUGGCCAACGCGACCAGGUUCCGGGCGAGCUACAAGGUCGACAAGCACCUCGAUUUGUUAACAGAGAUCUCGACCUUGGUCAUGACCGGUGAUGUGGACGAUAUCGUGCCCACGAUGGAGACCCUCCGACUCUUCGAGACUCUCCAGAGUGCACGGCAGUUGAACGUACCCCAGGUUUUGAAGAUCAUCAAGCAUGCGGGCCAUUUGCCGCAGGAGGAGAAACCGACGGAUUUCAUCAAGGUCGUCUCGUUCUUCAUCCGAAAGGUCUGUCUGGGUUCUCUUCCUCGAGAGCGUUCCUUUGGACGGAGAUCCUCCGGGGGCGUGGUCCGUUCCGUGUCCAAGAGAUCGGUCAACAGUAAUCAGAAUGCUCAGUCCGUCACAGGCGCCAACACCCAGGCGAACGUGAGUAUUCCUCCUGUGCCCCCUAUCCCUGCCAUUAUGGCUUCACCCCAGGCUCCAAGUCCUAGUACGGGAUCUGAACCUCAGGAGCAGCAGAUGGCAGCCCCAGGACCUAUGGUCCGGAGUCCUUCAAAGAUGCCAAUUAAGCAGGCUACAGCGCUUCCUGCGGUCCAGCAGCCCAUCAAGAGCUAUUGAGACCCAAACGCAGCAUAUAUGUACUUUAAUUAAUCCUCCUCCCCUUUCUGAUGACCUUCUUACCUCAUAACUGUAGCACGUUUUUAAAAUUAUAUUAUUAAAUGUUAUACACAAGGGACUAUAAGGUAAUAAUCGAUGAGGAUUGAGGUUGAGG
Gamsiella multidivaricata is the source of this 2593-nucleotide messenger RNA. Its product is annotated as Alpha/Beta hydrolase protein. Lineage: Eukaryota; Fungi; Mortierellomycota; Mortierellomycetes; Mortierellales; Mortierellaceae. The transcript has a single exon. Bases 169 to 2439 code for a protein of 756 amino acids. The record is from RefSeq and is a predicted model, not a curated record. Gene Ontology annotation, molecular function: catalytic activity.